GCUACUGGUGUCAGUUUGUUAGUUCUUUAAUAUAUUUUAUCUCCAGGAUUUCCGGGACAUGUGUUGUCAUCACGUAGGCUAAAUAGUGGGCUAUUAAAUCCGUACGAUUAUCCUAUAAUUCAACAAUAACACCUCAUUAGUAUUAUGCGGAUAUAUUUAAACCCAAGACUCAUGUGUUUCCCGACCUGGGAACAUAUGGGUCUUAGGUUUGAGAUUACUACUUUAUCUCUGACUAAGUGACAGACUAACAGACAGAUACUGCGGAGAAGAGGCGCACGAGGACUGUCAUUUAUGGAUCACGUGGAACUAACAAGAAACUUUAAUCCAGAGACCUUCACCCAGGCUGUACUUAAUGAGGGAAACUCCACAAGUCAUCUUUUAGGACCAAACCUAUACUGGAAAUAAACUUUUUGGUGACCUGGAGAUAGACCUGGAGAGCAUGCAGGGGUUGGAGGUUGGUACCAGGCUGCGCUACAGACUGACUCUGGCCUCGGGGAUGCUGGAGUGUCUGGGCUUUGCCGGUGUAGUGUUUGGUUUCGCCUCUCUGGUGUUUGUGCUGAAGGAAGAUGGCUACUUCAGUCAUCUGUGUGUCAGCGUCCCAGGUACCAACGGCACCAAGACCACUACCGACUGCACUAUGCAGGAUGAGCAGUUCUCUCUGGUCUUCACCGUCGCCUCGUUCCUCAACAACUUCAUGACUCUAAUCAAUGGCUACCUCUUCGAUCGAUUUGGCACCAUGGUAACCAGGCUGCUGGCAAUAUCUUUAUACACGACUGGGACCAUUCUUGUGGCCUUCUCCAGUGCAGCAUAUUCAGAGCUGCUUUAUCCUGCCUUGUCGUGUAUCGCUGUGGGAGGAAUUCUACUCCUUCUAACCAACAUGCAGGUGGGAAACCUGUUCUCUUCUCAUCGCUCCACCAUCAUCACCCUCUACAACGGAGCCUUUGACUCUUCUUCUGCUGUGUUUCUGAUCAUCAAGGUUCUGCAUGAGCAGGGAAUCUCUCUGCGCUCCUCCCUCCUUGUCUUGUCCUCCUGCAGCGUCAUCCACCUGCUGAGGACCUUCCUGCUGAUGCCCAAAACCCACAUCCCCUACCCUCUGCCGCAACACUUCACCUACGGAUUGAAUUGCAGGAAGGACAACACCUACAAUGUGGAGCAGUUUGAGAGGAUGAAAGACGGUGGCGUGAUAGCAUCACAGGAGUCUCCAGCUGAACCUGAGGACCAAGCCCAGGCCCAAGACUCAGAAAAUGUGGCGAGUUUCCGGAGCUGUGUUCUGUCCUGGUUCUUCCUGUGGCACUUGUUGUGGUUAUCCAUAAUGCAGCUGAGGCACUACCUCUUCAUCGGCACGCUCAACCCCAUGCUCAACCGGCUGGCCGAGAAUGACCCUGACCUGGUGAGUCAGUACACCAAUGCGUUUGCCAUCACCCAGCUGUUUGGAGUGCUGUGUGCUCCCUGGAACGGACUCCUCAUGGACAGACACAAGGGAAAGCCUCUGGCUCCAGGAGAAACAGCGCUGGAGGCCGACCUGCGCUCCUCCUCCCUGUCUCUGCUCCUGACCUCCGUGCAGUGCCUGCUCUUCUCUCUGUGCGCCUCCUUUCCUCUCCUCCCCCUGCAGUACAUCACCUUUGUUCUGCAAGUCAUCAAUCGCUCCUUCCUCUACGGCGGAAAUGCAGCGUUCAUUAGCAUAGCUUUUCCAGCGUGUCACUUCGGGAAGCUGUACGGCCUGCUGAUGGCCCUUUCUGCUAUCAUCUCCCUGCUGCAGUACCCCUGCUUCGCCCUGGUCAAAGGAGCUCUGCACGGAGACCCCUUCUUGGUGGACGCUGCUCUCAGCCUCCUCAGUUUGCUGGUGUUCAUACAUCCUCUCUACGUAUUCAUCCACUGCAGGAAAGUAGCACGCCAAAGGGAGGACUACACUCAGAGUGACAAUAACGGCUCCAAAAUGGCCGAAGCCGAGUUCUAGAAAUAGUGUUUGUCGGUCUGUCUAAGUUUUAUACGUUUCACGGCAAGAACAAAAAUUAUCUUUUCCUUACCCAUUUCAUUUUUUACUAGAGAUUACCCAUUUUUGUAUAACAAUUUUUUCUUAUCUAAUUGCUCAGAUUUUUCAAAUGUUUUUUAUAAUUCAAAACAUGUUCAUAGUUUAAUAUAACAUGUUUGUUAUUGAUCAACUGUUCGUAAACAUUUAUUGACAUUGAGUGCUCUGUCUACAGACAUUUUAAAGCUUUAAAUAUAGAUUCAUAUGUCCACUUAUUUGUAUAACCACAGUACACGAUAAACUUUUAUUUAAACAAAUACUACUGAACUUUCUGUUAUGUUUAUAAACAGUGGAUAAUUCAUGA
Messenger RNA from Trematomus bernacchii (emerald rockcod), 2333 nucleotides. Its product is annotated as solute carrier family 43 member 3-like. Bases 440 to 1957 code for a protein of 505 amino acids. NCBI's taxonomy places the organism in Eukaryota, Metazoa, Chordata, Actinopteri, Perciformes, Nototheniidae. The record is from RefSeq and is a predicted model, not a curated record. The transcript is spliced from 13 exons.